AGGUUCGACUUCGUUGUCUGGCUAGCAAGCGGCAUCGGCGAUCGACUGAGCCUGCCUCUCUCUCUCUCUCUCUCAAUCCCCCUCUUCUCUAGAGAGAACGUAGUACGCUCGUCGAGUCCACCAGCCGUCGACCACCAUGGCCGCCAUCGCCGCCGUUGCUGCCGUCGCCCCGAGCACAUUCGCCGGCCAGACCACUCUCAAGGAGCAGAGCGAGCUGAGCCGCCAUGUCGGCCAGUCGGAGUCUCGCGUUGUCAUGAGGAGGACCGUCAAGUCCAGCGACAGCCUAUGGUAUGGCCCCGACCGCCCCAAGUUCCUGGGCCCGUUGUCCGGUGAGACUCCAUCGUACUUGACGGGAGAGUUCCCCGGGGACUAUGGCUGGGACACCGCUGGACUGUCCGCGGACCCCGAGACGUUCGCUCGCAACAGGGAACUGGAGGUGAUCCACGCCCGUUGGGCCAUGCUCGGCGCGCUCGGCUGCCUCACUCCCGAGCUGUUGGCCAACAGCGGCGUCAAGUUCGGCGAGGCUGUGUGGUUCAAGGCCGGCGCUCAGAUCUUCUCCGAGGGUGGGCUGGACUACCUGGGCAACCCCAACCUCGUCCACGCUCAGAGCAUCUUGGCCAUCUGGGCCUGCCAGGUGGUGCUCAUGGGCGCCGUGGAGGGCUACAGAGUGAACGGCGGGCCGUUGGGAGAGGUGGUGGACCCCCUCUACCCGGGCGGCAGCUUCGACCCCUUGGGCUUGGCCGACGACCCCGAUACCCUCGCUGAGCUGAAGGUCAAGGAGCUCAAGAAUGGCCGCUUGGCCAUGUUCUCCAUGUUCGGCUUCUUCGUCCAGGCCAUCGUCACCGGCAAGGGCCCGUUGGAGAACCUGAACGACCAUCUGGCUGACCCGGUCGCCAACAACGCCUGGGCCUACGCCCAGAACUUCGUCCCUGGAUCUUAGAUGUCUAGGCUAGACAUGCUAAUCCAUCACUAACAUCAUACUAACAUAGCACCAAGCUGUACUUAGCUUUUUCCUUUUGGGCAGCUCAUGCCCACAACUAGAUAGGAGAUGCUAUGGCUAGCCGGGGGGGGGGGACUCGUCGUGAUGUUUCCUAAUUGCUCUGAUCGUCAACUGUGCAGCUGAACAGCACUGCCUUUCAGUCUACAGGCCGUCCACCGAUCAGCCUAACCAUUACAGCAGCAAAUACAGCUGAUAAUCCAUGGUUGGAGGCUUGGAUCCACACUCCGUAGUCACUGAAUGUUUUGAGUCAGUGAUAAUGCCCUUUGUACAUAAGACGUAACUAGUGAUCCAUCAUAUUAAUGUUUCGAUAAAUUAAUCUCUUUGGUCAGCAAGUCCAAACUUUCAUUUCUGAUUGCAUUUUGUUCUAAUUAUAGUGUGUUGUGUGGAAGUGAGGGCUUCUAUCAGGAUUUGAGCUCAGUGAUCUGUUUGCUGGCACACUGGCAAUGACAUGUAUGUAAUAUACCAGUAUGUACCAUUGAGCCACA
This is a messenger RNA of Chara braunii, 1485 nucleotides long. The record is from the annotation of a GenBank genome assembly. NCBI's taxonomy places the organism in Eukaryota, Viridiplantae, Streptophyta, Charophyceae, Charales, Characeae.